Molecule: messenger RNA, 1254 nt
Organism: Ixodes scapularis (black-legged tick)
Lineage: Eukaryota; Metazoa; Arthropoda; Arachnida; Ixodida; Ixodidae
Product: protein ALP1-like
Exons: 1
Coding region: 4-1239 (411 amino acids)
Source: RefSeq, a predicted model, not a curated record
CUAAUGAAACAUGUCUGCAUUUUAUAUCGUCUGAUUUCGUGCUGCGAUCGCUUUCAUAGACAUUUCAUCGACCACGUACCUGGAUACCUUCGCGAGAUCAAGAUGACGAUGUCCCGUCAGAAUUUACUGGCCGCUGCAGUAGCGCUCAUCGAAGACGAGAGCGACGAUGAGCUCGACGACAUCAUCGCCCUCGCCUCGAUUGUUUCGGCACGGACUGACAGGAACAGGGUUCCCCUGUACUACGAAAAGGUGAUCGACACCUACUUCGAUUUCGAAUUUAUGCGCUUGUUCAGGCUUUCGAGAGAGACACACGCGGAGCUGGCUGGUCGAUAUGAAGCUUCGGCGUUUUACCCGGAUUCCGUUGGUGGACGACCGCAGAUUUCGGCGGAGAAGACAUUGCUGAUUGUGCUUAGUUACGUAGGCACGAGAGCCACAAUGUACCAGAUUGCGGAUCGCUUUGACAUAACGGAGUCGUCCGUUCACCUCUGCAUUGAAAGAGUUCUGAACUUUCUGAACAGUAUCAGCGCACAAAUAAUCACCUGGCCUGACCAGGAAAGACGUCGGAGGAGCCAAGCCGGCUUCCUGAGGAAAACUAAGGGGAAAGGGCCUCACAAAACGAUCGGGGCGAUUGAUGGAUGCCAUGUAGAAAUCCUGCGACCAACAGAGUCUCCGAACUCCUACUACAAUCGGAGCAAGUUUCAUUCCAUUGUCCUGCAGGGUAUCUGCGAUGAUCAAAAUCAAUUCAUCGACGUCUACAUCGGGUUCCCCGGUUCAGCGCACGACGCCCGCAUCCUGAAGGAGAGCCCCAUCUUCGAGGACGCGGAAGCCAAGUGUGCGGGUGGGUACCUGCUGGGGGAUUCGGCUUAUCCCCUGCUGCCAUACGUCAUGACCCCCUUCAAGUCUUCAAAAGCGGCCCUGCCGUCCUGGAAGACUACGUAUAACACGAAGCACGGUCAACAGAGAGUGACAAUCGAAAAUACUUUCGGGCUGCUCAAGCAGCGAUUUCGGAGAAUGUACUUGGUCGACAGCGCCAGCAUCAGACAGUGCUGCCUUGUCGUUAUGGGCGCCUGCGUUCUCCACAACCUCUGUAAUGCAGAGAGAGACUUUUUCGAUGACCUGAACAACGCCCGCCCGCCUGACCAAGUCACCAACGACGACGACCACGCGAUCCAACCGGACGACGCCACAAGGAGUCUCUCCGAGCGGAUCCGAGAGGCCAUUGCUAAGACCGAAUGUUAGGAAGCGAUAUCUACA